GUGGUUGGGCGCGGUGCCGUUGCCCCGCCCCUCGAGGCUCCGCCCCCUCGCGCGCCGGCGUCGGCUGCGUCUCCGGCAUUUGAAUCGCGCUUCCGCCAUCUUUCCAGCCUCAGUCGGACGGGCGCGGAGACGCUUCUGGAAGGAUCGCCGCGAUGGCCGCGCAGGGGGAGCCGCAGGUCCAGUUCAAGCUCGUGCUGGUGGGCGACGGCGGCACCGGCAAGACCACGUUCGUGAAGCGCCACUUGACGGGCGAGUUCGAGAAGAAGUACGUGGCCACGCUGGGCGUGGAGGUGCACCCGCUCGUGUUCCACACCAACCGCGGCCCCAUCAAGUUCAACGUGUGGGACACGGCCGGCCAGGAGAAGUUCGGCGGCCUGCGCGACGGCUACUACAUCCAGGCUCAGUGUGCGAUCAUCAUGUUUGACGUGACGUCCAGAGUUACCUACAAGAACGUGCCUAACUGGCAUCGAGACCUGGUGCGCGUGUGUGAGAACAUCCCCAUCGUGCUGUGUGGCAACAAAGUGGACAUUAAGGACAGGAAAGUGAAGGCAAAGUCGAUCGUCUUUCACCGGAAGAAGAACCUUCAGUACUACGACAUUUCUGCCAAGAGUAACUAUAACUUUGAGAAGCCCUUCCUCUGGCUCGCCCGGAAGCUCAUCGGAGACCCCAACUUGGAGUUUGUCGCCAUGCCCGCUCUUGCCCCGCCAGAGGUCGUCAUGGACCCAGCCUUGGCAGCGCAGUACGAGCACGACCUAGAGGUUGCUCAGACCACUGCGCUCCCAGACGAGGAUGACGACCUGUGAGGAUGUGCAGCGGCCCGGCGUCAGAAGUCUAGUUUUAUAGGCAACUGUCCUGUGAUGUCAGCGGUGCCGCGUGUGUGCCACUUUGUUAUCUAGCUAAGCAGACAUGUGCUUCAUCUUGGGAUGCUGAAGGAGAUGAGUGGUUUCGGAGUGAAUGUGGCAGUUACCCUUCAUUUGGACCUGCAUAUUUAGCUGUUUGGAACGCAGUUGUUUUCCUUCUUGAGUUUCAAAUAUAAGACUGCUACAGUCACAUCACAUUACUCGGUGGUGAAAUCUUGUUUGUUAUUGUCAUUCCCGUUCCUUUUCGUUUAGAAUCAGAAUAAAGUUGUAUUUCAAAUAUCUAA
Molecule: messenger RNA, 1144 nt
Organism: Cavia porcellus (domestic guinea pig)
Lineage: Eukaryota; Metazoa; Chordata; Mammalia; Rodentia; Caviidae
Gene: Ran
Product: RAN, member RAS oncogene family
Exons: 6
Coding region: 153-803 (216 amino acids)
Biological process (GO): protein import into nucleus; ribosomal subunit export from nucleus
Cellular component (GO): nucleus; cytoplasm
Molecular function (GO): GTPase activity; GTP binding
Source: RefSeq, a predicted model, not a curated record